AUGGCCGCCGAAAUUGACAAUAAGCCUGCGGUCGACGAAACAUUAGACGAUGUCGUGCCGACGACGGAACCCGGGCAUGGUCCUGCGCAUGGUAAGUUGCAACCGCCACCGCUUGUCGCGGCGAUGUCGCAGGAGUAUCGCGCCGAGGCAGAAGCCAAGCUGCGGAGAAAGAUCGACACGAGGCUGCUGCCGAUGAUUAUUCUCAUGUACAUCAUGAAUUAUCUGGAUCGCAACAACAUUGCGGCUGUGCGAUUAGCAGGCUUGCAAGAUGAGCUCAAUUUAUCGAGUACGCAGUAUCAGACAACCGUCUCGAUUCUGUUUGUUGGGUACAUCCUCAUGCAGGUACCUAGUAACCUACUUCUGAAUAAGACUGGAAAACCAGCGCUUUUUCUUCCUAUCUGCAUGAUCAUCUGGGGAAUCAUCUCGGGUGCGACGGGCGCUUGCCAGAACUUUGCAGGCCUCGUGGCGUGUCGAUUUUCCCUCGGUUUCAUCGAAGCCGUAUACUUUCCGGGUUGUCUAUUCUACCUCUCGUCAUGGUACACCCGAAAAGAACUCGGCUUCAGGACUGCGGUGUUGUACUCUGGCUCUCUCAUCUCUGGCGCUUUUGGUGGACUCGUCACCGCCGGCAUUACGAGCAACAUGGACAACACAAAAGGACUCCGCGCCUGGCGCUGGGUCUUUAUAAUUGAAGGCGCGAUUACCGUCGUCAUCGCCUUCGGAGCCUUUUUUGUGUUGCCAAACAUGCCUCGGACCACGGCGUGGUUGACCGAGGAAGAACGCCAGUUAGCAUCUUUUCGUCUAGUAGAGGACGUCGGUGAAGAAGACUGGACAUCUUCAGAAUCACAGACUCUGUUUCAUGGGUUCAAGCUCGCGAUGGCUGACAUCAAGACUUGGAUUCUUACGGUUCUCCUCCUGGCAAUCGUCUCGUCGGCGUCUGUCACAAACUUCUUCCCCACAAUCGUGAAGACGUUGGGAUACGACAAUGUGAAGACUUUGCUGCUCACUGCACCGCCCUACGUUCUCGCGGUGAUUACAACGUACCUCAACGCAUGGCACGCCGACCGAACCGGCGAACGAUUCUUCCACAUCGUACUCCCUCUUUGCGUCGGAGUCGUGGCAUUCAUUCUCUGCGCCGCCACGCACUCGACCGCACCACGCUACGUGGCUAUGAUGUUGAUGGUACCCGGCGUGUACACCGGCUACGUCGUCGCGCUCGCCUGGAUCUCGAACUCCCUACCUCGUCCGGCAUCGAAGCGCGCAGCUGCUCUCGCUUUCAUCAACGCUAUCUCCAACGUUAGUUCCAUCUACGCGAGCUACAUGUAUCCGCAGCCGAAAGGCGGGCAGCAGCCGAAUUUGACGGUGCCGCUGAGCGUCGAUUGUGCGACGGCGGCACUGGCAAUCAUUAUGGCAGCUGUAAUGAGGCUGAAUUUGGGGAGGCUGAAUAAAAAGUUGGAUAGGGGGGAGCAUGUGGAAGGAGCAAUCAAUGCCGUGCCAGGGGUAGCGCAGGAGAACGGGUUUAGAUUCUUAGUGUGA
This is a messenger RNA of Didymosphaeria variabile, 1533 nucleotides long. RefSeq lists its product as uncharacterized. The coding region runs from base 1 to 1533 and encodes 510 amino acids. The record is from RefSeq and is a predicted model, not a curated record. The transcript is spliced from 2 exons. Lineage: Eukaryota; Fungi; Ascomycota; Dothideomycetes; Pleosporales; Didymosphaeriaceae. Gene Ontology annotation, biological process: transmembrane transport. Gene Ontology annotation, cellular component: membrane. Gene Ontology annotation, molecular function: transmembrane transporter activity.